GAUUAUUAUGAGCAGCGUGUGUCCCGCUUUGGUACGUACGUUGAGGAAUGACAGCCGGGGAGUCUUCGCUUAAUGUCGGCGGAGGAAGAAGCCUUUCACAGUGCUGACGUCUGGACCUGACGCAGACGGCCAGCGCCAUGGAUCACGUGCUGUGCUUUGCAGACUGUUACAUCUUCACUCCAUACCUUUACCCAGCCUCUUGGCAAGAGGACGGGACUCUGCGUCAGAUCAUCAGCCUGUUUCUUCUGACCAACGUGGGAGCACAACUGCUUUACAUGGUCUUUGGCGCGCUAAGUUUCUACUGUGUCUUUGACCACAGGCUCAUGAAACAUCCACAUUUUAUAAAGAAUCAGGUAGGGCAAGAGAUCCGUCUGGCAACGACCUCGCUUUUCUGGAUGAGUUUCCCCACAGUGAUGCUUUUCUUCUGGGAGGUCAGAGGACACAGCAAACUUUAUGACGGCAUCAACCCAACUUUUCUGGGAUGGUCAGAGGUGUUGGUGAGCAUAGUUGGAUUCUUGUUCUUUACGGACACAUGCAUCUACUGGAUACACCGCUGCAUGCAUCACAGGAGCAUCUACAAGCACUUGCACAAGCAGCAUCAUUUAUUCAAGAUCCCCACGCCGUUUGCAAGCCAUGCCUUCCACCCGGUCGAUGGCUUCCUGCAGAGCUUACCCUACCACGUCUACCCUUUCAUCUUCCCGCUCCACAAGGUCAUCUACUUGUCUCUCUUCGUCUUUGUCAAUAUCUGGACCAUUUCCAUACACGACGGCGACUACCGCAUCCCUGGCCCCUUGAUACAUCUUAUAAAUGGUGCUGCCCACCACGUGGACCAUCACCUUUUCUUCAACUACAACUACGGACAGUAUUUUACCCUCUGGGAUCGUCUAGGAGGCUCCUACAGACACCCCUCGGCCCUCCAGGGGAAUGGACCGCAUGACCACAUCCGCAAGCUCACGACAGAGACAGCAUGGAUGCGGUGACAAUGGAGCAGCGGUCUAAGAGAAGACUGAAUAGACUGAGUUGUUAUUCAUGAUGAUUGUUGUUCACAUUUUCAUCUCCGCUUUCACAUAACAUU
Dunckerocampus dactyliophorus (ringed pipefish) is the source of this 1075-nucleotide messenger RNA. RefSeq names its product lathosterol oxidase-like. Bases 138 to 980 code for a protein of 280 amino acids. The record is from RefSeq and is a predicted model, not a curated record. The transcript is spliced from 5 exons. Gene Ontology annotation, molecular function: iron ion binding; oxidoreductase activity. NCBI's taxonomy places the organism in Eukaryota, Metazoa, Chordata, Actinopteri, Syngnathiformes, Syngnathidae.